This is a messenger RNA of Diversispora eburnea, 342 nucleotides long. Lineage: Eukaryota; Fungi; Glomeromycota; Glomeromycetes; Diversisporales; Diversisporaceae. The record is from the annotation of a GenBank genome assembly.
AUGGAAAAAAAUCCAAUUGAUCUAAUUGAUAAAGAAAAAAAUGUUAUAAUAGAAACAGGCAAAUUUCCCGAAAUUAAAAUAUUCAAAGCAAAUUCGAAUAUAUUAAAAAGGACAAAAUAUUUUCGAGUAGCGUUAUCAAAUGAAUGGGCAAAAAGAAAUGAAGACGGAUAUUAUAUUAUCAAUAAACCCAAUAUUAAUCCUCAAACUUUUGAAAUUAUAUUAAAGUUUAUAGAUAAUGAUGAUAACGUUCAAUUAAAUCUAUUAAAUAUUAAUGGAACGGAAUCAAUUCAAUUAUUAAUUGCGUCAGAUGAAUUGGAAUUAAUUAAAUUAAGUGAAAUGUAG